Xenopus laevis (African clawed frog) is the source of this 1886-nucleotide messenger RNA. Its product is annotated as peptidyl-prolyl cis-trans isomerase FKBP8. The record is from RefSeq and is a predicted model, not a curated record. Lineage: Eukaryota; Metazoa; Chordata; Amphibia; Anura; Pipidae. The transcript is spliced from 8 exons. Bases 281 to 1639 code for a protein of 452 amino acids.
AAAUCUCAGAACAGUUGGGAUAUGAGCUUGGUGUGUGCACUAAGCAAAGAGACUUAAGACUUAAACAAAUGGAAACAGGGAGAGAGGCUUAUGAUAAUCAUACAGUUAAUAGCAGUAAUUGAAUUACAGACAUUUAGAAGGCAUACUGUCUGUGCAAUGCAGUUGCUUAGAAGCGCUUAAUUUUUCUAUUUUUUUCCUUUUUUCAUUUUGUGAAGGCUAUCAUUCUGGCAGAUGUCUUGUUGGUAAAAUUGAAAAAGUAAAAGUGCCCUGUUUCUAACAAAUGUCAGUGGAAGUGGGACUAGUGGAAAUGGUAAUGACAGGACUACAACAUGAAGAUUUACAGCCUGGGCAUUGCCCAGAUACCAAAGAAAAUGAAAACACGGAAAGUACGCCAUCUGACCAACAACUGAAGGGUAACCUUGGGAAUAUUCCCACAGUGCUGGUGGAAGCAGAGCCAGACCCACAACCCCAGGGCAGCAGAGAGCUUGAGAGACAGCUACAACGGACACCUAGUUUUGGCAAAAGUGUCACAUUUCGCCUACCCCCCAUUACAAUUGAGGACAAUGUGCCCCAAGAGGAAGAGGUGCUGUUCUAUCAGGCAGUCGAAGACGUACUAGGAUAUAAAAUCUUCAAUUUCAAACAGCUCUUUUUUUCUGAAGCGUGGACAGACAUAACAGAUGACAAACUACUAAAAAAGAAAAUCUUGAAGGCAGGUCGUGGAAGGGCCACAAUUCCUCUGCCUGGGCAAGAGGUCACUAUUCACCUCAUGGGAAUUUUGGAGGAUGGAAGUCUGGUGGAAAUAGAUCCAAAGUUGUCAUUUGUUCUCGAUGAAGGGGAUGUCAUACAGGCCCUAGAACUUGGUGUUCGUACUAUGCAGCUUGGAGAAGUGGCAUUUCUACUGACAAAUAGCCUUUAUGCCUUUGGUCUUCUGGGGAGAGACCCAGACAUCCCAUCAGAUGCCUCUUUAUUAUAUAAAGUGACUUUGCUCUGCGUCCGGGACAAACCAAGCUUGGGAGUUCUAACAACUGCAGAUCGUAUAAGCCUUGCCAACCAGAAAAGGGAAUGUGGUAACUUCCACUUUGAGCGUGAAGAGUAUAGAAGUGCCAUGCAUUCCUACAGCCAGGCUCUGAGCAUCCUCACUCCAACCAAUGCAGACCCAUUGAGCUCAGAGGAAGAAGAGGAGAUUCGUGAGCAUCGAAUCAAAUGUCUCAAUAACCUGGCAGCCACCCAACUAAAGCUUCAUCACUUUGAUGACGUGCUUAACUCCUGCAAUGCUGUGCUAGAGAUGGACCAAGCCAAUGCAAAAGCACUUUAUAGGAAAGGCAAGGUGCUCUCAGAUAGAGGGCAAUAUGAAGAGGCCAUGCCAAUCCUGAAACAAGCACUUAAAUUGGAACCAACCACCAAGGCUAUCCAUGCUGAACUUUCUAAACUGGUGAGGAGACAACGAGGGCAGCCUGAAGUCAACAAAUCCCCAGUAAGAGCUAAAUCCAAAGCUCAUCUAAAGCUCAGGGAGGAUUUAAAUCCGCUUAUUCGUCACAGCACAAAGAAUAAUGUUUCCUAUCAAUUGAUGAUAAUUGGUGCCCUGGUUGCUGCUGUACUCAGUUUUGUGACAGCAUUAACCCUUAUACAGGGAAGCUGAAGAAAAGUACUGGAUACCCUUGUUAUUAUCUUUCUAUCUAUAAAGUGUGAGCUAUCCAGCGAUGAAGGAGGCGAGAAUAAUAACGACAAUAUAAAACAAGACACACUGGGUUAUAGCCAUCAGAGCCUUCAAAAUCCUACAGGAAUUACUCUUCCUAAAAGUAAUGGAUAGUCCUUUUUAUUAGGGAUGCACUGAAUCCACUAUUUUGGAUUCGGCUGAACCCCUGAAUCCUUCGCGAAAUACCGAA